AUGCGGAUACAGAAGGACAUGUUUGAAGCUGAAACAGAAGAUACUAGUUCAAUUCAAAGCCUGAUGACCGCAUGGACAACCGACGGAAUUACAUCAGUUUCGGGGCUAUGCUGCAAGACCUGCCCGUCAGUUAAGAAAGCCGAUCCUCACAACAUCAUCGAGAAAUCUCGCUUAUCUGUCGAUAACGGGGGGCCACCCCAACACUUAUACAUGUUGGUACAUGCGGCCUUGAUCAUUGACGAAUCGGGGCAGCAAUCAUUCAUGGCAAGUUUGGAUUUCCCUUUCAAGUUGGAUUUCCACGGGGUUGGCUACACCCUUUUCUCUCGUGGGUUCUGGAACAGCACCCAUUACUGGACCAAGAUGUUCAAGGACAUCGGCGGGAUAUCAGGUGUAUGGAUGCACGAUGAUCAAGCAAAUGGGGGUAUUGCUCGGCUGGUCAGUCCAGAUCAUACCCAACUUGCUGGAGCCGCCCCCCACACAAGCUGGGUGUUUUACUCUCGACCGUGGACUUCCAGCGAGGAGAAAUUUGUAGCCGAGAGCAUCGCCAGCAUCCGCCGUGACAACAAAAAUGCGCAAGGACUGGUUCCGUUUGCCCAUCUGCGCAUGAUCCUCAACCUCUCUGGCAAAUCAAUUCAGAUUCCGACAAUAGAAGAUACGCUGACGAUGGAAGAGACACCAACAAUGGCGGCUUCUAAUCUUGAGAGGGCUCUGGGUCAAACACCAAGAGCCAUCUGUACGACAUCUGUUGGCAUCCAACCAAACGAUCUCAAACGAAAGCCGUCCGGGGAGUUCAAGGUUUGUUUGAAAAUCAUGAAGGGCCCGGAAACAAGCCCUGUGGCCAAAAUUGAAGAUGAAGAACCACCAGUCCCACCGACAAGCAAAGAAGUUAUGCCACCAAAGAAGAAAUUGGAUAGCAUUCCAAAAUCAAAGAUAAUCAAGCCAUUCCGGGCCGGAAGUCGAGCAAGCACCCGCAAAUCAGCUUCGCAGGGUUGA
Puccinia graminis f. sp. tritici CRL 75-36-700-3 is the source of this 993-nucleotide messenger RNA. RefSeq lists its product as uncharacterized. The transcript has a single exon. The record is from RefSeq and is a predicted model, not a curated record. Bases 1 to 993 code for a protein of 330 amino acids. NCBI's taxonomy places the organism in Eukaryota, Fungi, Basidiomycota, Pucciniomycetes, Pucciniales, Pucciniaceae.